AUGGGCAAGACAAAGGAUGCGAAGGCUUCCAAGAAGGCCGACCGCGUGAGCGCCGUCAAGGCCGCUGGUGUCACCAAGGCUACCGAGAGCCCCAAGGCCAAGUCUAAGCAGGUCGCCAAGGAGGUUGCCUCCAAGAUCAGCUCCAAGGAGCUCAAGAAGAAGAAGAAGGUCGAGUCCGAGUCUGAGAGCUCCUCUGAGGAGGAGGAGUCCGACUCUGACUCCUCUGACAGCGAGUCUGAGGAUGACAAGAAGAUGGCCGACGCUGCUUCCGACUCGUCCGACUCUUCUGACUCCGACUCCGACUCUGAGGAGGAGAAGCCUGCUCCCAAGGCCAAGAAGGCCGCGGCCAAGCCCGUCACCAACGGCAAGGCCAAGAAGGCCGAGUCCUCCGACGAGGAGUCUUCCGACGACUCGGACUCCGAGUCUGAGGACGAGAAGCCUGCCGGCGUCAAGCUGAACGGCGCCAAGAAGGCCGCCGAGUCCGACUCUGACUCUGAUUCCUCUGACUCUGACGAGGAGGAGAAGCCUUCCAAGAAGGCUGAUGCUGAGGACUCUUCGGACGAUUCUGACGACUCCGAUGACUCGGACGACUCCGACUCUGAGGAGACUGAGGAGAAGAAGCCCGAGCCUUCCAAGAAGCGGAAGGCCGAGGAGGAGGCUGAGGCCCCCAUCAAGAAGACCAAGAACGAGGGUUCCGAGGAGGAGUACGACACCCUCUUCGUUGGCAACCUGGGCUGGGGUGUCGACGAUGAUGCCCUCUACCAGGCCUUCGCGGAGUGCACCGGCCUCAAGACUGCCCGUGUCGUCACCGACAAGGCUCUUCAGCGGUCGCGCGGUUUCGGUUAUGUCGACUUCGAGACCCACGAGAAUGCAAAGGCUGCUUUCGAGAGCAUGAACGAGUUCGAGCUCCAGGGCCGCCCUCUCAGACUCGACCCCUCCAAGCCUCGCCCUGCUGAGCAGGAGGGUGCCCCUGCCCGCGCCGACCACCGUGCCAAGCAGUUCGGUGACUCUGCCAGCCCCGAGAGCGAUACUCUCUUCGUCGGCAACCUGCCUUUCGACGCUGAUGAGGACAUGGUCACCCAGUUCUUCAGCGAGAUUGGUGAGAUCAAGAGCGUGCGCCUGCCUACCGACAUGGAGUCUGGUCAGCGCAAGGGUUUCGGUUACGUCACAUUCGCGUCCAUUGAGGAGGCCAAGACUGGCUACAACAACCUGAACGGCUCGUACAUUGGUGAGGGUCGUGGUGCUCGCGCCAUUCGCCUUGACUUCGCUGGUCAGCGUCCUCAGCGUGAGGGCGGUGGCGGCGGUGGCUUCGGCGGUGGUCGUGGUGGUGGUCGUGGCGGCGGCCGUGGUGGCUUCGGUGGCCGUGGUGGUGGCCGCGGUGGAUUCGGCGACCGCGGUGGUCGUGGUGGCGGUCGCGGUGGUGGCCGUGGCGGAUUUGGUGGCCGCGGUGGCAGCUCUGGCUUCCAGGGCAAGAAGAUCACCUUCUAA
Molecule: messenger RNA, 1488 nt
Organism: Microdochium trichocladiopsis
Lineage: Eukaryota; Fungi; Ascomycota; Sordariomycetes; Xylariales; Microdochiaceae
Exons: 3
Coding region: 1-1488 (495 amino acids)
Molecular function (GO): RNA binding
Source: RefSeq, a predicted model, not a curated record